Molecule: messenger RNA, 3656 nt
Organism: Biomphalaria glabrata
Lineage: Eukaryota; Metazoa; Mollusca; Gastropoda; Planorbidae
Product: S-adenosylmethionine sensor upstream of mTORC1-like
Exons: 9
Coding region: 228-1355 (375 amino acids)
Biological process (GO): negative regulation of TORC1 signaling
Source: RefSeq, a predicted model, not a curated record
AUGCUAUAGGCCUAUAGCUGUAUUCUUUAUUUGAAUAUUGUUAUAUCUUUGCUCCUACGCUGGUGCGCACUAGUGCACUGUUCAAGAGAUGUGAUGGACACAAGUAGAGACAAGAUGGUUGACUUGUUGAUUCCGGCUAAGUCUACGGAGAAAUAGAACUAGAGAUAGGUUACAACCGCCUGAGUUGUAGAAGGGAUUAUUGCCAGUGUGGUCAGCAGAUAAUAAAAAUGGAGGCAGAAUGUGAACUGGGUUCAGAACAAGCUAAAAAAGAGCAUGAAAAACUGGCAUCUGUAAUUAAAGGUGUGCAUAAACAUCUAAGAAGAAACUUCAGAUCAAAAAAUGCGGAAAUAGAAACCUUAUGGCAACAGCACACUCAAGAUGAAGCCAAACUUCAGAUGUAUGCCAAUGCUAUGUACCAACUUGCUACUCAGCACUGGUCAAAGCAUGCAGAAACACGAAUAGAUUGGUGUCAUAGAAUUGCAGUUGAUUAUUUUCUUUAUGAUGGUUUGAAAGCUGCAUUGGAGAAGGAUAAGAAAAGAAAAUACUAUAUGGAUUUAAGAGCCCAAGCUAAGGAUGAUGAUCUUAAAUUAUGUGACACUCUAAAUGUAGACAAAAGCUCUGAUAGAGUGCAGAGUGUUGAUCAGCAAGUAACAAAUUGUAAAGAAGCAUGUUGUAAUGUCCAAGUAGUUUUGCCUGUUGUUAAAAAAAUUCGACUUUUAGAUGUUGGGAGUUGUUACAAUCCAUUUCUUGGACUUGAACAUUUUGAAACAGUUGGUGUAGACUUGGUUCCAGCUCAACAGACAGUCUUGAAAUGUGACUUCCUUCAGCUCACUAUACACAGUUUACCACCAGCUAUAGAUGCUUUGACCUAUGAUUUAAAAAAUUUGGCAAGUCCUGUAAACCAGCUUCCAAAAGCCAGUUUUCAUGUGGUUGUUUUUUCUUUGCUACUAGAAUACUUUCCAUCUCCAGUUCAGAGGUGGACAUGUUGUGUUAAAGCAGCUGAACUCUUGUGUAGGAAUGGUUUGCUGUUGAUCAUAACUCCAGAUUCAAACAGUCAACAUCGCAAUGCUCCUAUGAUGAAAAGUUGGAGGCUGGCUCUUGAGAAACUUGGUUUUCAGCGUUGGAAAUAUGAGAAAAUGGAGCAUAUUCAUUGUAUAGCUUUUAGAAAGGUGUAUGAAGACCCAAGUUGGGAACCUCUGUCAGAUUCAGCUGUGAACCAGUUUGCACAAAUGUUGUACAUUCCACAAGAUCUUACAGAUGCCUGUUAUGAUGACCUACCCCAGGAGAAUAACAUCGCAGACCAUGACCCACAUGAAUUUUUAUUGUCAGCUUGUGAGCUACCAUUUCAUGAUUAAUCACUGACGUGUCCUGCCCAUCGCAGCUGGGACUGCAUCAGGAUUGUGUGGAUGCUUUGCAGACACGCUCUUCGAAGGACUUCAGUGUCUGGUAUUUUGUCUUGCCAUUUGACAUUCAGUAUUUUUCUCAGACAUGUCAUGUGGAAGUGGUUCUGUUUCUUUGCAUGUUUUCUGUACACUGUCCAUGUUUCUGAGGCAUAGAGCAAUGUAGGGAGGAUGACGGCUCUAUAGACUCCUAGCUUUGUAUUUGUGGUGAUACCACGUCUGUUCCAGACAUUUUUAGGCAGUCUGCCAUAGGAUGCACUGUCCUUGGCGAUACGCAGGUCAAUUUCACUAUCGAUUUUUCCGUUUCUGGAGAGUGUGCUGCCAAGAUAUGUGCAGAAUGGAAGUCCACCGCAUCCCUAAACGACUCUUGUAUGGCCAACUAAGCGAAGGAAAGCGCUCGCAAGGUGGUCAAAGAAAGCGCUUCAGGAACCCUCAAAGCUUCUCUGAAGGCGUUCAGCAUAGACCCAGGCACCUGGGAGACAGAGGCACAUGACAGAGCAUCAUGGCGUCGCGCUGUGAAAACUGGCGCACAGGUUGCAGAGGAAAAGAGAACAACGCUGGCAGAAGAAAAACGCCAGAGAAGAAAAGCAAGGCUAACGACACUAGCUCCAGCUGGAAUAACCUGCCCAGUGUGCGGCCGAACAUUCCGGGCCCACAUAGGUCUCACGAGGAGGCAUAAAACCCCAGUGCAAAGCCUUCAGUCUUCCUGGAUGACAAAGUGGUCAUCAUCGAACCACGAUGGACGAACUAUCUAUAUAUAUAUAUAUCUAUAUAUAUAUAUAUAUAUAUACAUAUAUACUCCAAUGGGGAUGACUUGCUCUAAAAUCCAAUAAUAAAAUAUAAUUAUUAAUUAUAUUAAACCCUAGGCUCAGCCUGACAGAAACACAUGGUACAUAAAGUAACUAUGUGGAUAAUGUUUUAAAAUAAAAUAAUGAAUUUAAUAAAUAUAUUUAAUGAGCAAUGAUAAUGAAACAAAUGCUGAAUAGACUAAUAACUAAUACUUAAUCCAGUUGUUCUAGUAAUAAUUACAUAUACAGACUAGGGCUUAUUCAAAGAACAUAUUACUGUAACUUAGCCAACAUCGAGCUCAAAGAAACUGAACCAAAGGAGUAUAUAAAAACACUAGUUUAAUAAUAGAACAACAGUAGUUUCGAUAACAAAUAUUCAACUAGAGUACUCAGUAAUAACAACACUUCUUUCUUGUUUACAUCCUAGAUCAAAUUAUCGGUCAUCUUCGGCUUUCUCUAUCUUUUUGCGUAUCUCUGUCCUGUGUCUUAUAGUGCACAGUCUCGCACCUAAUGACAGUGCGCAAUGCACGGUCAUAACAAUAGUAAAUAGUUUUUGCCUGUUUCGAUCACGAAUUAAAAAUAAAGAACUUUUAAGAUCACUUACAUAUCUUUUUCAUCUCAUAGAAUAGAUGCUUAUGUUUUUGUGUAUAACUUCAUACAUGUAACUUGUUUUUGUAAACAAGAUUUAUAAAAGAUAAUUGAUUAAAAAAAUACACCGAUUGAAAAUUAAGAACUUCUAAGAUUAUAUUAGUGUUUUUACCUGAAAUGCAUAAAUGUUUUUGUGUCACUGCCAUUUUGUCGAGUUCCUUAGCUGCCAAUUAUUUCGACUAGUUUCAGCACCGUUGAAAUCCCAAUUUCAUCCUUAUUUCAGAUUGUUGUAUAUAUUGAAGAAAGCAUUCACUUCUGGUCUGUUGAUAGCUGUGGGUGUAUAGUUAAAAACUCAUAUAUUCCAGAUUUUUCUGGAUUAAAAUUUUGAGAAUUUAGAAGAUUCAUGUAUAAUUGUAUUCAUGUAUGAUUCAUAACAAUUAUGGCUUAACACACCACACAAAAAAAAAACAAAAGCGAAUAACUCAUAAAAAAAAGUGCAUGUACUCAUUGCUACAAAACUAACUACGACAGUGCUGAUGUCAUAUUUGUCGUCUGUUAAUUUAGCCUCGACUUAUGCACACAUUCUAUUUAGAGUCAAUGAUGUAAUUGGUGUUUAUUGCUUGGACAAUAUUGUUUCUUGGCCAGUGAAAUGUAGUGUUGAAAAGUUCUUAAGUACAUAUUAUUAUUAUUAUUAUUAUUAUGCAUAUAAUUUGUUAAUUUCCUUACGGACAAUAAAUAUUAUUAUUAUUAAUUUGUAUAUGGAUUAUAUCAAUGUAUGAUUUUAUUUUUUGUAGUCAUUUUGUACACUGACUUGUGGCAUUUGAGUGUUUUUGUGAUAUUGUUUUAUAAUUAGUAAUUAAAAAUUAAAUAUUGAAAUCUG